Sorex fumeus (smoky shrew) is the source of this 1212-nucleotide messenger RNA. It is a transcript of the gene VGLL4, whose product is annotated as vestigial like family member 4. Lineage: Eukaryota; Metazoa; Chordata; Mammalia; Eulipotyphla; Soricidae. The coding region runs from base 239 to 1117 and encodes 292 amino acids. Gene Ontology annotation, biological process: negative regulation of DNA-templated transcription. The transcript has 5 exons. The record is from RefSeq and is a predicted model, not a curated record. Gene Ontology annotation, molecular function: transcription coactivator binding.
UGUGCGCGUGUGUGUGUCUCUGUGUGUGUGUGUGUGUUUUCUUUCGUGAUUUUUUUUCCCUUCCCUUCCCCUUCUCUCCCCUCUUUCACUUUCACACACUUUGUUUUGACCGUCGGAGGCUGGGCCUUUGUGAAGCUUUAGACCAAGAGCCAGGAGCCACUCAGCAAUAAUUGUUCCUUUUGAAACGAACACUUUCCGGGCGAGCGCCAAGAGCUGGUUCUGUCCGUGAGCCCAAUAAAUGCUAUUUAUGAAGAUGGACCUGUUGAACUACCAGUACCUGGACAAGAUGAACAACAAUAUCGGCAUUCUGUGCUACGAAGGUGAAGCCGCUCUCCGGGGAGAACCCAGGAUGCAGACGCUGCCCGUGACCUCCGCCCUGACCAGCCACCGCACUGGCCCCCCGCCCAUCAGCCCCAGCAAGCGGAAGUUCAGCGUGGACCUGGGGGUGGACGAGCUGGAGUGUGAGGGCGACCACGCCUCCAAGAUGAGCCGCAUCUUCAGCCCCCAGCUAAACAAGACGGCCAACGGGGACUGCCGCAAGGACCCCCGGGAGCGCAGCCGGAGCCCCGUGGAGCGCGCCGUGGCCCCCGGCCUGGGCCUGCACGGCGGCCGCCUCUUCUCACCACCCAGCCUCGGCGCCGAGCUACCCCUGGCCCUGACCAAGAACAGCGGCGAUGGCGGCCGUGCCCCGGGCCUCCCGCCCACCGCGGGCGAGCGGCAGCAGAACCGGCCGUCGGUGAUCACGUGCGCUUCAGCCAGCGCCCGCAACUGCAACCUGUCGCACUGCCCCAUCGCGCACAGCGGCUGCGCGGCCGGGCCUGCCAGUUACCGGAGGGCGCCCACGUCCACCACCGCCUGCGACCCCGUGGUAGAGGAGCACUUCCGCCGGAGCCUGGGCAAGAACUACAAGGAGCCCGAGCCCGCGCCCAACUCUGUGUCCAUCACGGGCUCCGUGGACGACCACUUCGCCAAAGCCCUGGGCGACACGUGGCUGCAGCUGAAAGCGGCCAAGGACGGCGCCUCCAGCAGCCCCGAGUCGGCCUCCCGCCGCGGCCAGCCAGCCAGCCCCUCGGCCCACAUGGUCAGCCACGGCCACUCGCCCUCCGUGCUCUCCUGAAGGGGCGCGCGCGCGCCCGGGGGACUCCGCCUGCAUGGUUUGCCUGAGCUUCUGAACAGUCCGUGCUUUAAAAAAAAAAAGAAAAAAAAGAAAAA